UUGCCCAUGGAGAGGAGUGUGCAUCACCCACAGGCCCUUGGCAGGGCCAGGGCUCAGGGCCCAGGGGGAGUCAGGCAGGCCGGUGGCCCUGAAAAUUCAGAAAGCAGGCCUCCCUCAGGUUUGCUUCCUCUUCUUUUGUUUUGUCAUGAGCCUUUCCAUGACCCAGGUGCUGUGCUGGAGGCUGCAGACACAGGCGUGCAAGCAAAUGCUAGGCCCCUGGGUGCUGGCCGCGUGGACCUUGUAAUCUAGUGGGUUUAGCAGAUCAUAAUUUUAAAGCCAUCAUGGCUUCCCUGACCCUUUAUUCAACCAGCUGCCUCUUUGAAGAGAAGCCUCACUCUUGGCUGGAAGUUCGACCUUGAAUCUGAUCCCCUGCAAUGGGUCUACUCCCUGCCCAGUGGGGAGGGUUUGCCACGUGGCUUGGGGGGCAAGCAGACUGCUCUGUAGGUGUGCUCACCAAGACCACCAGAACCUGCCUCCCCCACCAAGGGUGUUCACCCGCUAAAGGAGCCAGUAGCCUGGAAGCAUCCUUGUCCACACAUCACCACAGCUGAGCUUCUGACCCCGCCCUGCCCCCAGCCUGCCUUCCCGACUGCUGGCAUCCACUUUAUCGGGGUUCUCAGGACAGACAGCUGGCUUGUGUUAUGUGCCUGCUCCCUCCUGUCCUCUGCCUGUCUGUUCUGGUUUUAAAUAGCUUAUCUGAGCAGCUGGACGACCACAUGGGCUUAUAUGGCCUGGGGUAUAUGUUCCCUUAGCCCUGUCCCUGGCACCUGCCAAAAUAGCAGCCAACACCCCCUCUCCCCCUGCCCCCGCCACCCCUGGCGUGACUCCCGCGCACAUUCCUCUCAUCGCUGGGCCGCAGGCCUGCUUAAAGCCUGUCCAGCCCCUGCCCUCGCCCAGACCCCGCGAGGCGAAGCAGACACCACAAGACCCGUUGGCAGCUCCUGUUCUGGAGGGAAGAGGAGGCCAUGUCGGACGUGGAAGAGACGGUGGAUGAGUAUGAGGAGCAGGAAGGUAAGCACACCCCGACUCUCACUGGGCGGAAGGACGGCCUGGAUGGAAACUGACUGUCUCUUUUCUCCUGUCUUGCGCUCACGCCUCCUCCCUGGAGCAGAAGCAGCCACAGAAGAGCACGAGGAGGUGGUGGAAGAGGAGGCUGGAGGUGAGGCUGAGGCUGGAGAGCCCAGCGCCGCAGAAGAUGGAGAAGAAGAGGAAGGUAGAGAGGCUGAAGAUGGCCCAGUGGAGGAGUCCAAGCCCAAGCCCAGGCCCUUCAUGCCCAACUUGGUGCCACCCAAGAUCCCUGAUGGAGAGAGGGUGGACUUUGAUGACAUCCACCGGAAGCGCAUGGAGAAGGACCUCAACGAGCUGCAGACGCUGAUCGAGGCGCAUUUCGAGAACCGCAAGAAGGAGGAGGAGGAGCUGGUCUCCCUCAAAGACAGGAUCGAGAAGCGGCGGGCCGAGCGCGCGGAGCAGCAGCGCAUCCGUACCGAGCGCGAGAAAGAGCGGCAGACGCGCCUGGCGGAGGAGCGUGCCCGCCGAGAGGAGGAGGAGAGCCGCAGGAAGGCGGAGGAUGAGGCGCGCAAGAAGAAGGCUCUGUCCAAUAUGAUGCACUUCGGAGGCUACAUCCAGAAGGCUGAGACGGAGCGUAAAAGUGGGAAGAGACAGACAGAGCGGGAGAAGAAGAAGAAGAUUCUGGCUGAGCGGAGGAAGGUGCUGGCCAUUGACCACCUGAACGAAGACCAGCUGAGGGAAAAGGCCAAGGAGCUGUGGCAGAACAUCUACGACUUGGAGGCGGAGAAGUUUGACCUGCAGGAGAAGUUCAAGCAGCAGAAAUAUGAGAUCAAUGUUCUCCGAAACAGGAUCAACGACAACCAGAAAGUCUCCAAGACCCGAGGGAAGGCCAAGGUCACCGGGCGCUGGAAGUAGAACAGCGCCUCCUUCUCCAGGACCUGCUCCUCACCGGCCACUCCUGACCCACCUUCUCCUGCUCUGCACUGUCCGCACCCUGCACAGCCACCCCUAUCCACCGCCGUCCCCCGCCGCAGACCCGGAGCCGCUGGCCUGGCUGGAAGCUGCGCUUGUGCCCGCUCCCCACCCCCAGUCAUAAUAAAAGCACUGCGCCCCCCGCA
Messenger RNA from Odocoileus virginianus texanus, 2126 nucleotides. The record is from RefSeq and is a predicted model, not a curated record. NCBI's taxonomy places the organism in Eukaryota, Metazoa, Chordata, Mammalia, Artiodactyla, Cervidae.